AUGACCUUUUCGGUCAUUCCCAAUAUUACGUUUAAGACUCACACAUAUUUAAUAGAUCUAAUUGAUCCACCAUUCAUUCUGGGAAAAAAUGAAAUAUUGGCAAGUCUUUCCUCUAAAGUAGAUAAAAUAGAAUAUAUUAAACGAGAUACAACUGAUGUUUGUUCUAGUCUAAAUUUUUCAGAUGUUUUAAGUGAUAAUACAAAAAUAUUUGGAUUUUAUGACCCGUUAAAGCCAUUAGAAAAUAAUUAUUCAGUGGUAGAAUUUAUUAAAGAUACUAGAAUUAAUUAUCUUAAUUAUAUUGUUGAUAUCAACAUUCUUUAUAGUUCUGAGACUGACAGAACUAUACAACAGGAAUUGAAUGAUUUAAGGAAUAACUCUGAUUUAAAGGUUAAUAUUAUUAAGAAUGAUUGUGAUGAUGACAGUCUUGAUCUUGUAAAAGGAAGUAUUGAUAGAAUGCAUAACUCUGAAUGGAACGAAAGUUUAAUUACAACAUUUACAGUUAACGUAAAUGAUAAGGAAACACCUUCACUUUUAAACAAUAGCAACAGUAGUAAUACUGUUACUUUCAAUAGUUUAUUUAAAGAACUUAAUGGAGUGAAUUUUACAAAAUUGAUUUGGGGAUUUGAUCUUAGUGGAAUUAUGAAAACUAAUCCUGGAUCAAUAACUGGAUUGAUAAAAAAUGAUGAUACGUGUUUAAACAAUGAUAAUUUUUAUAUUUGGCCAUGGAAAGAAAUAAGGAAGACCGCAUUAACGGAUAUGUGUAUAGCUAAGAAUAAUGGUGAUUGGAUUCGUUAUUUUGAUUCUGAUACCAACUCUACGAUUCUUUCAAAUUUACAACUCGAUGUAUCUUUUGCUUACGAAGAUCCUGAAUCUUUAUAUUAUAAAUUCAAAUGGGUGACCGAUAAUAAAUUUGCUGGAAUAUCAAUUGCAAAUUUAACAUUUGAUUCAAUUAAUGAUAGCGUAUUGAAAUUUAUAAAAUCUGUAAAUAAUGAAAAUAAAAAUAAUGGAAGUACCGGAGAUAAUUCUACAACAGAUGGUGAUGAUAAGCAUAAUUCUCCAAUAGUGGAAAAAAAUGAAAUAUUUGCAAGUUCUUACUCUAAAGUAUAUAAAGUAGAAUAUAUUAAACGAGAUACACCUAAUGAUAAUGAUAUUAUAUCAAUUGUAUCUGCACUAUUGACUUCUAUUUAUCUUGGAUCACAAGGAUUAUAUUUUAUUGAUUCGUUAUUUAAUCCCAAAGAGAGAUAUCUUGGAAUUCCUAUCCUCGAUAAUAUUUUAAAUUAUUUAGUGGCAAUUUUCUUAGAAUCUAUUAAUGACCCUACUUCAUUAUUAUUUAAUCAUUGUGGAACGCCAUUAUUUAUUGUCGUUUUAUACACGUAUGCUAUAGAAGCAUCAAUUCCCAGUGUAUCUGGUUUAAUCACGCAAUAUUUAUUAUUUGCGACUUGUUCACAAUUCAUCGCAGUUUCGUUUGCACCAAUGUUAGCUAUGGUAUUUUGGAAAAGAAAAUCUCAAGAAAUUUCUCCUGAAACUGCGGAAGUAAAUAUUAUUGAGGGAUAUAAACAAGUUGCAUAUUAUUAUUUGAUACUUUUUGGAAUAAGUGUAUAUUCUUGGAUCUAUUUCUGGGUUCAUGCUUCCGACAACAACUUUUUAUAUCUUAAGUCAUUAAUUACUCAAUUUUUCAAUGGUGAAUCAGCACAUGGUUCUAAUUUAUUGUUUGCCGAUUUAUUCUUUAUGGGAAUUCAUAUGAUUUAUUGGGUAUAUUUAGUUGAAGGUGCCAAAUUUACUUCUCGAUUUGGAACUUUAUUAUGGAAUUGUGUGGUAUUAAGUCCGGGAGGAGCUAUUGCUUUAUAUAAUUACGAAAGAUAUUUAAUGAAAAGUUCCCAAAAAUAA
Diversispora eburnea is the source of this 1887-nucleotide messenger RNA. The record is from the annotation of a GenBank genome assembly. Lineage: Eukaryota; Fungi; Glomeromycota; Glomeromycetes; Diversisporales; Diversisporaceae.